Zootoca vivipara (common lizard) is the source of this 7400-nucleotide messenger RNA. The record is from RefSeq and is a predicted model, not a curated record. NCBI's taxonomy places the organism in Eukaryota, Metazoa, Chordata, Lepidosauria, Squamata, Lacertidae.
GAAAAGAAAUGGAAAGGAAAAGAAAACAACUGUACUCGCUGAUAUGGGCAGGGAUUGGUUUGGUGCAUGUGAAAUCAGUGCAUAGCGGUACUAGAAAUACGUUUCGCAUUAAAGAAAAGCCGCAGACUGAGAUUAGCCGCAGACUGUCUCCAGAAGCAGCAGAAGCAGCUAUUUCUCCUUCAGCGAUCAUGAACUUUUGAAGGUAUGAAAGGAGAAAAGUCCCACCCUGAUCUUUUCCUCUUAUAGCUGCUUUGCUGCGCUGCUUUGCUGCAGCUGCUGAUAUUUUUAACAGCAUCAGCCUGAGCAAGUUUAAUUGGCGUAGGGUUAUAAACAACUGGAGCUGGGGGACCCUUCUUUCAAUUAAAUCUCCGAAGCAUAAUGACAAAAGCAAGAUGUUUUUCCUGGAUUAGGCAAGGCCAGAAAGAAAAGGAAGCAUCUUUACAAUUCUCUUCCCUCAACCAACUGUCCUCCUUAACAGUGUGCAAAGAGUCUUGGCCUUCAACUGUGCCUUCUACAUCCAACAGCAGAUUUUUACUCCCUUUCUUGUGUUUUUUAGGCUGUUUGGCUAGGCUGCGACUGUGACCCCUGGCUUAUGUAAAGGGAAAAAAGAACCACAGCAGAAAAGCAAACAGUCUAGCUGUCAGCGUUGUUGGUUUAAAUGACAAUGCUGUCUCCAUUCUCUUCCACGGGUCUCAUUUAUGCUUCAAAAAUGAGGAAUUUAUGAGCUAUAAAGGGAGUUUCUGGUGAAUGCUCUUUCCUCACAACGCACACCACAAGAAAACAUUUAAACUGUAGCUCUAUGAAAGUGUUAUCUGAACACAUUUUGUUUGAAUCCAGUGUGACUUUGUUCUUGAGUUUUCAGGGUGGACAAAAUGGGAAUAAUAAUUCCAAACGUCCUUGAGCUAUGGAAUUCUAUUAUUUUUUGAAACUAUUGGAUUUUUAAUGGAUUUUUUUUAAAAAAAAAAUAUCUAACAGUGGUAUUCAACUAAAUGGAGGGUAGACCCACUGAAAUUAAUGAACGUCUCUAACUUAGGUUCAUUAAUUUCAAAAGGUAUACUAUGAGUAAAACUUUGUUGAAUACAGCCCUAUAUUUAUACCUCUGGGUUUUGUUUUAAAUGUUCUUAAGCAGCUGGAUUGUAUGCUGUGCUUUAUUGCCAACCUAGUACCCUUCCAACGUUUUGGACUAUCAAUUCCCAUCAGCUUCCAUCCAGCAACAACCUAUUUAAUGGUUCCGAACAUGGUAGGGUAAGCUGUCUACUUACACAGCGAAAGGCAUGCUUCCCUUUCACAACAUCAGAUUCCUUAUUUUGUUUCUUAUAUUGUACUAGGUCAAACAAACGCCUGGGCUUAGAUAGGCAUUGGCAUCAGAGAACCAAUGCACUCCAUUAACCAACCAUACAGGCUGGAGAUAUGAAGGAUGCCGAUUUCUCUGCCCCUCCCCACCUGCUGCAAGGUUAGAUGAACAAAGAUGGUCUCCCCAAAACCUGCACAUUUUGGAAUCGUUUCCCAAAAGUCAACAAAGUCCUAUUUUCCUGAGUUAUUGUUAUUGCUAUUUGAUGUUUGUAUGGAUAUUACUGCUAUUACUCCUUUUAUUCUUGUUGGUUCUUUAUUGCUGCUUUAUGGCAGCAAGGUUUUGUUAUCUAAUUUAAUAGCUGUUGAUGUUAAAAAGCUUUUAUUGAAAGGGUUUAUUCUGAAAAUUGGGGUUUAGGUCCAAAGUUUCAAUAUUUUCGUACCCAGGACUCAAAUUGACCCCCAACAUGCAUCUGGGGACCCAUUUCUUAAUUUCUUACCAUAUGUGGUUGUGCCACUUGAAGACCGAAUGCUUUAGGGUUGCUUUUUACAAAAACAAAUACCUUUUACCAUGCUUCCUUACCUUUUUUACAGCAAAUGAUUUGAAAUUAUUGUGUGAAAUACACCACAGUCCUGCAUGUAUUUUUUUCUAACAUAACAGCUGUAUGUACUUAUUAUAUGUACUUAUAACACUCAACUUAUAAUAGCUCAGUCGAUAGAGCAUGAGAUUCUUAAACUUUAAGUUCAUUAGUUCGAGCCCCAUGUUGGACAAAAGGAUUCCUGCUUUGCAAGGGGUUGGAAUUGAUGACCUUCUAACUCUAUUGUUCUAUGACUAUGAUCCCUUCUAACUUAUUAUUCUAUGACUAUAUAAUAUAUAAUUAUAUACAGCAGUACCUCUGUUUUUGAACGAACAUUUGGGAACUCGAAUGCCGAAAAUCCAGAAGUAAAUGCUUUUGCACCUCAGAACGGCUUCCACUGAGUGUUUCUCAAUUUUCUCAAUUAAAUUUGCAGACCACCCUUUGCACCUCAGUUUUCGAACAUUUCGGAACUCAAAACGGUCUUCAGGAACGGAUUACGUUCAAAAACCGAGGUACCACUGUAUAUCAUAACUAAUACAGAAUCAAAUGUAUGUGACACUUCAAGUGCUAUGAGUAAAUAGUUACUCCUUUUAAGCAUGGUGAAUGGUUGUCUUUUUAACCAGUGUACUUUGAUUAACAGGGCCAUCAUAUGUACUUCAUAAUAUGUCAAAAUGGAGAUCAGUAUGAUUUACUCUCAGGUAAGUGUGUAAAGGACUGCAGCUAGUGCUGUUAAGGCUGCCAUUUGCUGACAGCCAUUUUUCAACUAGUAGUUCAGAAUCCAGGUCGGCCAUUUUUCCCUCAGUCCUAUAACGCGCACAAACACUGGUUGUUUUGAAAAGGGUUUUUUAUUUGGAAAACCUCUCAUUUUCUUUUGUAAAAAACUUCUCCCUUCCAUUUUGAGCCAAUACCCACUGCCCCAUUAUUAUUAUUGGAUGGAAAGCAAAGUAUAGGCUAUUGUUGAAAAUAGUCUCUGUCCCUAACUGUGGAGGUAAAAUGAAGGACUCUUGGGUUUACACAUACACAUGGAAAAAAUCCAACGUUGAGGCAUCACCACGUCACAUCAUAUGCAGAUUUUUAUUUUAGGGGAAAUACUUUGUAGGAUUUGAAUGUGCAUUUCCCCCCUGCAUGUACACAGAUCAGGAAGGCUAACAUCAUGAUUCUAUUCAUAGCUGUCAAGUUCUCCCUUUUUUAAAGGGAAAUUCCCUUAUGCUGAAUAUGCUUCCUUGCGAGAAAAGGGAAAACAUGACAGCUAUGUUCUAUAUACAGGUAUGUCUAUUCAAAUGGGAACCCAUUUGUGUUCAAUGGGACUUACUCUCAGGUAAGCAAAGAAAGGAUUGCCUCCUAAGAGAGAGAGAGAGUGUACACACACAGACCCCUAUUCAGUAACUGCACAUAUUAUUCUGAGCAGCUUGUAUGACAGAAAGUACAGCACAGGCUUAGAAGCUGCUUGUCCUUCGGUGCCUGCAUUAACACCAUUAUCUGCUUCCCAAUCGAUGUUACGCACAUUAGCUUGGCUUAGGGGUCUGUUUACACUGCUACAUGUUUAAAAAACUUCACUAAAUCAGCCUGGAAUGACUGGGUCAGGUGCUGUGAAGAACGAUGAUUGAUAUUUUAUAUGUAAGGCAGCUCGCCUCGUUUUAAGAAGAGCAAGUGCAAAACUGGGAGCAUAUGUCAAACCAGGGGGCUCACAGCUGCUUUUUCUUCAGAAUUAAAGAGGCCAGUUUAAGCAUGCAUUUUUGAAAGCAGGAAUUACGUAACAUGUAGCUUGGCCCUAAGAACGGGUGAGUGAGCCAAGCGAUGACGGCUUCAUCUUAACAUAACAUUCAGCAAGAGAGGGAAGUUUAGCUUGCAGUUCACAAAAGGCUGCCUUGCAGUUCCAGCUGUGGGAAGCCAGAGAGACAUAGAGGAUGCAUGCCACCCCAAAGGCCAUGUAACCACUGACAUGCUGACUACUUAGGCCAAGGCAUUCACAAUCAUCCUAUCUGGUGCUUUGGAUUUGCAGAUUUUCUAGGAGCUGUUUCUUUGCAACUGCUCUGGGCAGUCGAAACAGCAUUACUGGACUCUCAGGUUUUCAGGAAUAGGGUGGAGAAGAAUAUUGUAUCAACCCAACAGGUUUGCUGACUGCAUCCUCUUAGGGGGGAGGGGGACGCGAAAAGGCAAACAUCAUUUGAUAAAUCCAUUAUUCUUGCUCUAUUUUGGAUUUUAGUCUUGUUUUGCGCAACACUUUUGCACACUCUUCCAUCUAGUUUGGUGCCAGAGGAAAAUUCUAGCAUUAAUCAUAAAAUGGUUACCUGAAUACAUGACUCCAGUGUGAUUUUUAUUCCAGUUUUCUGGUUUGGGACUUUGUUACGCAAGUUAGUAAGAUGUCAUAAUAAAUAACGUUGUAGAGUCUCCGAGCAAAUAGAUGAGACUAAGGUGUAAAACGCAGUCCAAAAGCCUCCUCUGUUGGUUGUAUUUUUAAGGCUGUUUGUCUGACAUCCUUUACACAUUGCAAGCGAUGUUGCAGCCCUGAUGAGGCAGUGUCAUGCCUGACCUCACCUGCACUAGCCGGGAUCUUGCAUCCUAAUCCCCGAAACGUCACUUAAUCCGCACAAGGGAUUCCCUGCAUUACUAUGGAUUAGCCUGCAAAGUUUUGCUAUACAUGUGUUACAAAUCUGGCAGGCUUGAUAAUUGGGGACUGUUGACAAAAGGGUGUUUAAUAUUUCUGGCUGUAAACUUUAUGACGAUAGCUGCCUUUAACACAAUAAACGGAAACAUACUGGGGGGGGGGGUUGUGGACCCCAGUAAACAUUUCCUUGGGCGGAAAUUUGGUUUGAGCCAUGCUCAGGAUCCGACUGAUCUUUGUAUGAUGUCAUUAAUUUGGUUUGGUUGUAAGCUGUUUUGGAUUGCCUUGAGCAAGAUAAAGUGACUAACAUAUUUAAUAAAUAAUUAAUUUUCCUGAAUGUAUUCUGAUCAAACCUGCAAACAUGAAAACUAGUUAUCUGCAUAAAAUAAUACGAGAGACUAUAUUAAGUAAAAUGAGCACGUCGGUUUGGCUCUCUUGUUUUUUUCCUCUCUUUCUCUCUAAUGAACUAGUUGGAAUUGUGUCCUAAUUGCCUGCAUUCAUUGAUUAUUUUAUUGCUCUGUUCAAGAAAGCACAGCUGUCCUUGUCCAGUAUCUUUAUUAUGUAUGCUCAUGCCACUGGCAAAGCUUGGCCCGUUUGCCUUUGAUGUCUCUAAUGCAACCCCGUAAAAUAUUUAAUACGCAACUAUCAUCAGUCUUGUUAAUUUAACUUUGGCACUAACCUCAUACUUUGAAGUGAGCAGGACGGAAGAGCACAAAGGAUGUUCCCAUUGAUCUGCACCAAAUCACUUUGAUCCCGUGUCAGCUCAUAUUUAACCUGUGUGUCCCACCCAUUCUUUCGCUGGGCGUUCUCUUGAUUUCCAUAUUUCAGAAGAAGCAGUUGCUCUUCAUCUUCAGUAUGAAAAGAAAAUAGUAUCCUGGAAAGCGAACGUGCUAUCCAUUUAGAAAAUUAUCAUGGGAAUUCUAUGAGUAGUACCGUAAGUGGGUACAACGGAGCUGGGGGUUUUGUUCUUCGGCUGCAAUCCUACACCUAAUUACCUGGGGAUGGAAGGCAAAUUGUGGAGCGGAAGAAAAAGCAAAGAAAAAAACGAAAAGAGGAAUCCCGCUGUCUUGAUGAUUCUGUACGUUGCUUGAUGAUGGAAAUGCCAUUUGCCAAAGCAGAUAUUGAAGAUGAAUUUAGCAAUAAAAGUGCAGCUAAACCAUAUGUCAAAAAGACGAGAAAGAGAACUACUGGGAGGGAGAGUGAGGAAGACAAUCUAAUAAAGAAGAAAAAGAAAAAUCAAGAUAAACCAAAUUACUUCAUCUCAGUUCCAAUCACAAACCCAAAGAUCACAGACACUAUUCAGCUGCUCCAGGAUAAAAUAAUACAAAAGGAUAACAGGCUUUCUAAAGCAAUGGUUCAUUGUGGUUCUUUGCAUAUCACCCUCUCUGUGCUACAUUUGGCCAGUGAAGAAGCAGUUGACAAUGCAGUUGGUGCUUUCAUGGCGAGUAAAGAUUUAAUUGAAGAACUACUUCAAGGAAAGCCAUUGGAUCUGUCUUUUCAAGGAACCGAUCACUUUAGACAUCAAGUUGGAUUUGUGAAGUUGACUGACAGUGAUCAUGUAACCACUCUUUCCAAGAUAGCAGAUAUUGUGAGGAAGAUAUUUAAAGAAAAGGGCAUCAUCACAGGAGAUGAUAAAGCUUUUCAGCCUCACUUGACCUUCAUGAAGCUGUCAAAAUCGCCAAGACUACGAAAACAGGGAGUAAAAAGAAUUGACCCAGCCUUAUUUGAGAAUUUCAAGAACCAUCAUUUUGGAGAUGAAUCCAUGAAGCGUCUAGAUCUUUGCUCAAUGUUGAAAAAGAAGCAGCCAAAUGGCUACUAUCACUGUGAGUCCUCUAUCAUCGUGGGUGAAAAGAAAGGGCCAGAGCCAGAUGAUGCGGAAUUGCUGAGCCUCAGCAAAAGGCUGGUGGAGAAUGCAGUCCUCAAGGCGGUGCAGCAGUACCUAGAAGAAACCCAAAACAAAAACAGACUGACUGAUUUUGAAAGCCCAAUGAAAGCUGAGGAGGCAGCCAUUGGCAAUAGCAAGGAAAGUGAGAAUGACAAUAGAAAAUGAGUGCUUUGAAGGAGGCCAAGAAGGCAUGAUUCAGCUACAAAUACCCACGACUCUGCUCCCUGGAUCAGCUCUGCUGAGCUAUCAUGGCUGACUUGAGUUGUGAUUUGUGAUUGUCUGUUAUCAGGCGCUUCAUCUGAACAGAGGGGUGCUAAUUUACAGAGCUUCAUGAUAACAAAUAUCAAGGCUGAUAAGAAUAAAAAACAAACUACUGAAUGCUGGGAAAGAAGGCAAGACAGAGAGGGCCAGAAGGAUGGAGAGAUCUGACUACUAAAGUGCCAGCUUCGUUGUGUUCUCAGCUGCAGGAAAAUGAAUCUCCACUGCUUUCUUUGUGUGCCCUGUGGAUACAAAGCAAAUGGCCAAUGGAAGAUGGUGUAGCCAAACUGGAAACAAUGCCAUUAAUUUUUGUUUUGCAGAACUGGACAACUGUUUACUUGAAGUACAAAAGAAAACAUUGUGUUGAAUGGAAUUGUCACUACUAAUAUUAAUCAUAGCUACUGUUACCCAAUAGAAUGGGAAUUGUUCAUGAAUAUUGUAUCACUAUCCUUCAUUUUUAAGUAGCAUUUGCACCCUUAAAUUAUAUUUUCGACUAAACAUAACCUUUUAUAUAUAUUUAAAAGAUACAUAAGGGCAAACUUGUGUUUUUUUCAAUCAAUGGCAUCUCUUUUUAUUCGUUCCAUAACAUUUCAGGCAGCAAUUACUCAUAUGCAAAAACGUAUCAUUUUCCUCCUCUCUAGGGAAGAGCCAUGAAGCAGAUGUAAUAAAGGAAGCCUUGCACAGAGAACAGUUGCCCCUGUUGUCCAAACUGAAUCAGAUAAAGGCGCUUUUGUCAAGUCCAGAGAUUCGUAUGAAAAUGCACAAGGAACUGCUUGGAAAAGGA